Molecule: messenger RNA, 1993 nt
Organism: Coniophora puteana RWD-64-598 SS2
Lineage: Eukaryota; Fungi; Basidiomycota; Agaricomycetes; Boletales; Coniophoraceae
Exons: 6
Coding region: 1560-1796 (78 amino acids)
Source: RefSeq, a predicted model, not a curated record
AUUUGAUGGAACAACCGCAAAAGAACCCGGCCUGGUUUCCCAUGGUUAACCGCACGAGCACCGCAGGGACUCGGGAGUUCAAAGAUGUGGUGAUGCCAGGCGAGCGGCACAGCAGGCGGGAUGUCAUCAAUGUGGCAUGUCAAAUUUCAUUUUCAGUAGUCCCCGCGCGUGCGCACACACCAGGAAAGGGGCUCUUUUCCAAAUCUGGUAUGUUCUCGCACGUGGGGAAAAUGAUGCGAUCGUCCCGCAGACAUGUUAAACGCUCGUGAUCUGGCCAGAUCCUGGAGACAUUGCGCCUUUGGAUCUCGCAACAAGAUUCGGAACGUUUUGACAACGUUUUGGCGGGCGAUGCUGCGUCCGAGAUUCCAGCCCCGAAAGCGCUCCGAUGCACAUACCACCGCGCUCAACAGUGAGUAAACAUACCAUAAAGGCCAUACUAUCCAUAGCGCAUUAGCCUGGAUUAUGCCUUGCGGCUGUUGCACCCUCCGUAGACGAUAUAAAUCUGCUUGGCCCGAUCGCUCGGUAGAUGUUUACACAAUCGCGAAUCCACAUUCAUGCCGCCCCGGAAUGCAAGCUGCGUGCGCCGCUGGUGACUGCAAUGGUCGGCUCAUCUUGGGAGCACCCGGUGCCAUGACUUUGGCGCGUUCACCUUACCCGAAGCGCGUCCCUCGUGCUGUAUGCCCUACGGCGGUGGCGACCCCUGUUGCGAUGUAUCCUACCUAGAGCGCUUUUGGACCUGUUUAUCCGCCAUUGUAGACCCGGAAUACUCGGACUAUGAUCCAUCCGCGAGAUAGCACAGCAUUCCUCGCCGUCGGUUACAGGGGUUAUUCACUUCCGGAUUUGCCGACCGCCAAAUGUGACGAUCUGGACUUGGUGAUGUACGCCCGCAGGAGAUAUGUAUUAAAUCGCAGAUUUUGGAGACCUAUGUUGGUUUUCGAGAAAACGCUGGUGUGCCUCUAGCCACCCUGAACAUCCGAGAGCCAUCCUGUUGGGCCGCCUAGAGGGUGGGGUAGUAGUGACAGGACCACGGGGAGGUCAUCAUCGUCAUGAGAAGUGAUGGUUGUAUCGCCGAUACCUCAUUUUCCAUGCUAUGUAUGGUGGAAAAAGCGGUCGAUCGAACAAUAGUGUGGAGUGGUCUGGUGCACAUCCUCAAGCUCAAACCCCACGAAACUCGCGGAUCGUACAGCGGAAAGGUGAGCGCCUCUUACCAGUCGACGUCACUUUACCUCGAUACUCGUGGCACUGGGAAGUACAAAGCUCUGGUCGCCUGCCUUCAAUUGCCGCCAGCUUGUGGAUGAGGCUUACUCAUGAAGCGUUGCGUUCCUUGGGACCGUACGAGACACAGUGUCUUCACAGUACCAAUGCCGAAUUAUAAGGAGUGCCGCCAGACCAUCUAUAGGUCUCCGGCGAGUUCCCCAACGAAUCAGAUCGGAAUGUCGAGGCAAGCUUUGUGGCAGACGAAGCUUGGCCAGCCCUCGUCCUGUGAUAUGCGGGUUAGCCUAGGAGAUGGGAUAGACUGAUAAUCGCCAGAUAGUAAGUAAACGGGCCCUCCCUGAUGCAUGAAUUGUCCGCCGAGAUCGCCGAAUGACCCAUAUGUGAUGAUGCGCGAUAGUCUCAGUCCAACAUCAGUGGGGAUGCCUGUGCGAUCCAGUGCAUCUCAGCCGACUGGAUACUUGCGCCGUCGCUCGCAAUAUGACCAAUUCCCGACUGUAAAACUCAAGGAGAUGACUUCGAGCGCAAGAGAUGCAGCCCAAAAGCAGCAUGAGUACGGCGACGUUGGCGGACACAGUGCCUGAUCUAAAUCCAAUCAUCAGAUGUAGAGUGGCCGCAAGCGACAGUCAUCUCGUCAUCGAAGCUUCACCUCUGUGUGAGAAAAGCGAGCGUAUAAAGCUCUACAGGUACGCAUCGGCGGCGGCGUCGCCCGCAGACAUACCAGAUAAGAAAGAAGCGCCUUGAUCCAACCUUGAUCGCCAUCAUUUGACUCCUGCCCAUC